Messenger RNA from Malurus melanocephalus (red-backed fairy wren), 6216 nucleotides. RefSeq names its product ArfGAP with RhoGAP domain, ankyrin repeat and PH domain 3 (gene ARAP3). Lineage: Eukaryota; Metazoa; Chordata; Aves; Passeriformes; Maluridae. Gene Ontology annotation, molecular function: protein binding; phosphatidylinositol-3,4,5-trisphosphate binding; GTPase activator activity. The coding region runs from base 198 to 5582 and encodes 1794 amino acids. The record is from RefSeq and is a predicted model, not a curated record. Gene Ontology annotation, biological process: signal transduction; positive regulation of GTPase activity. The transcript has 34 exons.
CCGGUGCYCUGGAGCCCGGCUGAGCCCGCAGCAGUUCCUGCACGGGACUGCCCUGGCGUCACCCUGGAGCCGGGAGCGGGGUGGCCCUGGAGCCCARGCGGCACUGCCACCGCACUGCUGUGCCGGAGCUGGCCCCACGGGCUGCGGACAGCCACAGAUGAUGGGCUGAACAUCCGUCGCAGAGGCAGCCCAGGGCCAUGAGCUCCCCGUGCGGCCCUGACUCGGAUAUCGCAGACUGGCUGGCCACCAUCCACUUGGAGAGGUACCGCGAUGCCUUCAAGCAGCACGGAUACCAUGUGGCCAGAGAUGCCACCUCGCUGGACAGCCACCACCUGCAGCAGAUCGGCGUCACCGCCACCGGGCACCGCAAAAGGAUCCUCAACCUGGCGCAGCAGACGCGGAUGCUGAGCCAAUCCCGCGGGAGACCUGCGGCGGCAGACCCCCAUUCCCGAGGCACGGAGGUCCUGGAUGCCCCCCAGGAGGACAAGGAUGCCAUGAGAGCAGAGCCGGGAGGGACCAGUGAGGCCUUCGGGACGCAGCAGCGCGUCACCGUGCCCAGCCAGGCACCGCCUGGAGAGACGGACCCUGCUCCUUCCGCCGCCAAGCCAAUUCCCAAGCCCAGGACGGUUUUCCCUCGCUCCAAACCGGAGCAGGGAUUARCGCCCGUGCCCCCGGCACGCUCCACGGUGCCAGCACACGGCCCGGGCGGCGACAGGGCACGAGCAGCCUUUGUGGUACUAGAGGGGUUUGUGCCAGGGGAGAGCUCCACGGAUUUGGAGAGCCCGGAGCCCGGAGCCCAGGCUGAGCCAGGGGCAGCAGUGGCCAUGGGUGUGAUCGCGUCCCGGCUGAGAGGGCGGGACAGCGCUCGGGAGGACACACGGCCGUCCCCGAGCCACGGACAAACCCUGGAGGCACCGGAGAAAGCGCCCCCGGCCGCCCCGAGUGUCCCCCCGCGGCACAGACCCCGGGGCCUGGCAGAGUCCAGCCCUGGCACUGCCCCGGAGCAGGGGGCACCCGGCGCUCCCCCGCCCGCCCCAGCCAGGAGAGAGCCCUCGCCGUGCCCCAGGGCAGCCUCGCAGGCGGGCUCGGGGCAGGGCCGGCUGGAGAUGGUGUCCAACGUCAUCUACGAAGGACUGGAGCGGCCGGCAGCACCCGCGGAGCAGCCGGCAGGGGAGGAUGGUCCCCAGGGGGAGGGUGUCCCCCAGCCCCCGGCCCCGUCCCCGCAGGAGCAGACCCAGCCGGAGGACAAGCCUGAUCCCGGCUGGCCCGGCGGGGCCCUGCCCCCCGUCCCGCAGAGACCCACCGGCAAGCCAGAGGUGAAUGAUCCGCCCAUCAGCCCCUACAGCGAGACCAUCUUUGGCCAAGUGGCCCCAUCGCGGGAGCCAAAGGGGGUUGGCAUCUCCUCUGAUCAGAGCUACGAGGCCGUGUCCGAGCUGGAGCUGGAGCGAGAAGGCUGCAGGACGAGCAGCGAGUGCAGCAGCGAGGGUCGGAGCGAGGAUGAGGAGAGCCGGAGCCGGCUGAUCGAGCGCAUCGCCCAGAGCAACACCGAGGGCUACUCCACCGUGGAGGCCCCGCACGCCCAGAGCACCCCGUUCAGCCUGCCACCCCACCUGUACCCCGACGAGCUCCUGGAGGACCUGACCAUCUCCCCGUACGCCAGCUUCACGUCCCUGUSCGAGCCCCGGCCCACCAUGCUCAGCGGCUGGCUGGACAAGCUGUCCCCACAGGGGAACUAUGUCUUCCAGAGGCGCUAUGUCCGUUUUGACGGGAAGAACCUGAUGUACUUYAGCAGUGAGAAGGAGCCCUAUCCCAAGGGAGUGAUCCCACUGUCCGYCAUUGAGAUGGCUCGUUCCACCAAGGACAACAAGUUCCAGGUCAUCACCAGCCAUCGGAUCUUUGUCUUCCGUGCUGAGAACGAGGCCCAGAGGAAUGAGUGGUGCUCCACGCUGCAGAAGAAGGUGAUGGAGCAGCGCCUGGUGGGGUCCCGGCCCCGGCCUGCCAACACCGCCCACUGCCAGAAGUCGGGGACCCUGGAGCUGAAGGGCCAGAAGUCCAAGGUUUUUGCCACCYUGAGCCUGCCUGAGAUGUGGCUGUACAAGAGUGAGCAGUUCUUCAAAAUGGGCAUYGCCAUGUGCUUCAUCGAGAUGCGCGGCUCCACCAUCCGCGAGGCCAAGAGCCGCGGCUUCGAGCUCAUCACCCCCUCCAAAACAUUCAGCUUCGUGGCCGAGUCGGAGCGGGAGAAGCGCGAGUGGAUGGAGGCGCUGCAGGAGGCCAUCGCCGAGAUGCUCUACGACUACGAGGUGGCAGAGAAGAUCUGGUCCAACAAAGCCAACAAAUACUGUGCUGACUGCUGGGCUCAGAGCCCCGACUGGGCAUCCAUCAACCUGUGCGUGGUCAUCUGCAAGCAGUGUGCAGGGCAGCACCGCAGCCUGGGCUCCACCGUGAGUCCUGCUCCUCCCGCCAGCCCUGGGGCUCGCCGUGACCGUGGCACUCUCCCGCAGCUCUUCAUCGUGCUGGGAAAUGACCGAGCCAACCGGUUCUGGGCUGCCCGGCUCCCCGCCAGCGAGGCCAUCACCCCAGACAGCGGUGCCGAGCAGAGGCGGGAUUUCAUCGCCCGCAAGUACCGAGAGGGACGGUACCGCCUGCCCCACCCUCAGUACGCCACGCAGGAGGAAGUGCUGCAGGCGCUGUGCACCGCGGUGGCCGGACCAGCCCUGCUCAAGACCAUCCUGCAGUUCUUCUCGUCCUCGGAGGCUGCUCUGGCCUCUGAUCCUGCUGCCAGCGAGGUGGUCCCAGGGCCCGAGCUUUGGUGGGGACCRGAGAGCAAAAGGCCCAGGAACCUUUCAGGGAGCCCCCGCGCACGGGACCCGGGUCCUGAGGGCGUCUACAAUGAGAUCACCCAGCCGGUGACACACAGCGGGUACCUGCACCGGGCCACCGCCCCCCCGAGGCUCCCAGGGGCCAGGAAGAGCAAAGAGGACUUCCAGCACACGUGGUGUUCUCUGGAGAGAGCCCUGCUCUUCUUUGAGACCGAGAAGUGCACUGAGCCCCUGGGCCGCAUUGACUGCGGGGACCUCAUCUCCCUGGGGGUCAGCAGGCCCCACCAGGCACUCAGCAGCCCUGGCCCCACUGAAAGGUUUCGCUUCACCCUCGAGCUCUUCCUCACUGGGGAAAAAGUGCAGCAGCUGGGAACUGAUGGGCCUGAAACGCUGCAAGCCUGGGCCAGUGCCAUCGGCAAGUGGUUCACCCCCGUGAGCUGUCACUGCCUGCUGGGCUACGAGUUCCAGCGUGUGGGCCAGCUGCGCUACAAGUGCAUGCUGAACCCCGAGCGCUGGCAGCGGGCCUUCUUCAUCCUGCAGAAAGGCCACCUCUUCAUCUGCCCGGCCGAGGAGGACGGGGCCGAGGACAGCAUCAACCUGCGGCGCCUGCAGGAGCUCAGUCUGGUUCCCCCCACGGACACCCCGGAGAAGAAGGAGCUGCUGAUCCUGGUGGAAAUGGGGAGGACGUUUUACCUGCAGGGCUUGUCACGGGUGGAYUCAGCAGCGUGGUACAGUGACAUCCAGGCGUCCGCAGGGGGCCGGGGCAACGCACUGCGGGACCAGCAGCUGAGCAGGGGGGACAUACCCAUCAUCGUGGACUCCUGCAUCGCCUUCAUCACCCAGUACGGGCUGCGGCACGAGGGGAUUUACCGCAAGAACGGGGCCAAGUCCCGCAUCAAGGUACUGAUGGAGGAGUUCCGGCGGGACGCCCGCAACGUCAAACUGCGCAUCAGCGACAACUUCAUCGAGGAYGUCACGGACGUGCUGAAGAGGUUCUUCCGGGAGCUGGAGGAUCCCAUCUUCACCCUGGAGCUGCACCCACAGUGGAAGGAGGCUGCAGAAAUCUCCUCAAAGCCGCAGCGCUUGGAGCGGUACAAGGAGCUCAUCCACCGCCUGCCUCGCCUCAACCACAAGACCCUGGCUGCACUCAUCGGGCACCUCUACCGGGUGCAGAAAUGCGCAGACCUCAACCAGAUGAGCACCAAGAACCUGUCGCUGCUCUUYGCACCCAGCCUGUUCCAGACGGACGGCAAAGGGGAGCACGAGGUCAAGGUGAUGGAAGAUCUCAUCGACAACUACGUCAGCAUCUUCAAUAUUGACGAGGACCAGGUAUCCCAGAUGGAUCUGGAGAACAGCCUGAUCACCACUUGGAAGGACACCCAGCUCUCCCAGGCAGGAGACCUCAUCAUCGAGGUUUACCUGGAGCAGAAGGUGCCYGACUGCUGCGUCACCCUGAAGGUGUCCCCCACRAUGACAGCAGAGGAACUCACCAACCAGGUACUGGAGAUGCGCAACGUGGCUGCCAGCCUGGACAUCUGGCUGACCUUCGAGGCGCUGGAGAAYGGCGAGCUGGAGCGGCCCCUGCACCCCAAGGAGAAGGUGCUGGAGCAGGCACUGCAGUGGUGCAAGCUCCCGGAGCCCAGCGCYGCGUACCUGCUGGUGAGGAAGGUGCCCAUUGGCGAGGGCAGCUGUCUCUUCACAGGUGCCAAGCGUGAGACCCCCAAGUGUGGGCUGCUGAAAUGCCGAGAGGAGCCCCCCAAGCUGCUGGGGAACAAGUUCCAGGAGCGCUACUUUGUCAUCCGGGACAGGAGGCUGCUGCUGCUCAAGGAGAAGAGGAGUGCCAAGCCAGAGCGUGAGUGGCCCCUGGACGCAGCCAAGGUUUACAUGGGCAUCAGGAAGAAGCUGAAGCCACCAGCUCAGUGGGGUUUCACGCUGACCCUGGACAAGCAGCAGCUGUACCUGGUGUGCUCAGGGCAGGCUGAGCUCUGGGACUGGACCACCAGCAUCCUCAAGGCUCAGCACGAUGACCUGCGCCCUGUGGUGCUGCGCCGCCGCUCCUCCUCCGACCUGGCCAAGCAGAAGUUUGGGACAAUGCCACUGGUGCCAUUGCACGGGGACAGCACUGAUGCCACCAUGCUCUCUGCCAACCAGACCCUGCGCCGCCUGCACACGCGAAGGACUUUGUCCAUGUUCUUUCCCAUGAAGAUCCACCAGGACUCCCUGGAGGAGCAGCAGGAGAAGGAGGCAGACGCUGACCCUGUCUAUGAGGAAGUGGGGAAUUUCCCCGAGCUGGAAGCGCUGGAUCUGGGACAGGGGCUGCUGGCCGAGCUGGCGGCUGUGCCCCCUGUGGACAGGUCCAAGAAGCCRUCCCCAUUCCUUGAGCAGCCCCCGGGCACGGCCCUGCGCUCCUCACUGCCUGCCAGCCCAGCCCACAUGUUGACAGGGCCCUCUGUCACCAAAGCCGUGUCCCUCGAAAGGGGCUUGAACCUGGAGAGCACCAAAGCUCCAACGCCGGGGCUCAGACCCACAAAAACGUCCUCUCUGGAGAGGAACRUGGAGCCUUCCCUGGUGCUGGGCAGGGACUGGGAGCAGGCAGCCCCAGCAGGGAGCAGUCCCACGGCAGAGAGCUCCCUGGAGCUGCCCAGGAAGAGGAGCCUGCAGCCCCCCUCGCCCAUCAAUGACAAACUGAUCCAGGAGCUCAGCAGUGUCAUCCUCAGGAAGAGCGAUGGCCAAGCGCCGGGGCCGGGCCAGCCGGUGACGUGACCCGCUGUGCCAAAGGGGUGGCCACCGACCGCGGGGUCGAGUCGUGCCCGGUGGCACCAGYGAUGGGUACCCUGGUGGCAGUGAUGAUGGGUACCCCACACUCCCCUGUCAUGGAACCCUCACCCUCCACCUUCUCCUCCUCAUCCCGGAGCCAGGCUGGGAUCAGGAACCAAAGGGACCAGUGGGGACCAGGAUGCUGGGCCAUCCCUCGUGGGAGGGCUGGGGAUGCUGCCACGUGUGUUUUUGCUCAUGGGUGGCACAUCUGUUGUCGAGCCCAGCACCGAGGGAAGCAAGAAAAGGGGGAAAUGAAAUCAGGAACAGGGUGCCUGCAUGUUUUGGCAGCACACCACCAUGCCAGGCAGCGGGCAGGGGGUGCCUGCCAGCACGGGGACACACAGCGUGUCCCAUAUCCAGCACUGAGCCCAUGGGACAGGGCCAGGACACCCAAGCCAUCCCCCCUUCCCUUCUUGCAUCCACUGUGGCAUAUUUUGSUGGGGGAAAGAAACAGGAGCAGGGCUGGCCGCGUGUGCCUGGUGUGCAGUCCUGGCAAGGGAGGACAGCCCCUCCUCAGCAGGGCGUUURUGCCUAUUCCUGCCACCAGCAGGGAGAAAUAAAGGUUUAUUUGUACUCUGGA